Molecule: messenger RNA, 2464 nt
Organism: Syngnathus acus (greater pipefish)
Lineage: Eukaryota; Metazoa; Chordata; Actinopteri; Syngnathiformes; Syngnathidae
Gene: nudt19
Product: nudix (nucleoside diphosphate linked moiety X)-type motif 19
Exons: 3
Coding region: 113-1297 (394 amino acids)
Cellular component (GO): mitochondrion
Molecular function (GO): hydrolase activity, acting on acid anhydrides, in phosphorus-containing anhydrides
Source: RefSeq, a predicted model, not a curated record
GAGAUGGGCAGAAAUAGUUUCGAGUACUUCCGGGUCUCCCGAACCAAAACAACUUUACCCCGCAGUGACUUUCCAACGAAUUUGUCAAUAAUUUAAGAUUUGUCGUUUUACAAUGAAUGCUGGACUGAAACACUGGAAGGAGGCGGCUACUCUCAUUUUAGUCGCGGGUCAGAGGCUCGGCGUGAACAGUUUAUCCACGCCGGGUAUUGCGCGUUCUCCGUCGCCGGUUAAACCCGAAGGACAACCUCGGGUUCCUCACCCGUUUGACUACGAUGUUUUACUCCUUAAACGAAGCAGUAAAAGCGGAUUCAUGCCUAACGCCUAUGUGUUCCCCGGAGGUAUGGUGGACUCUUCUGACUUUUCCAGUGAGUGGUUAGACGUUUUCAGAGCUUUCACAAACUCUCCCAACUUUGGCUUAAGGAGCGUCCAGCAACCACCGGAGACCAGACCGCCAAUAUUUGCUACAGACAGGCUCAAAUUGGGUUCGCCUAUCCCGGGAGAGGUCGCAUUUCGGAUCUGCGCUUUGAGGGAGACAUUCGAGGAGUGUGGCGUGCUGCUUUUUGUGUCCAAAAAGGAAGAACUGAGUUUGUUAAAUAGCAUUCAAGACAGGCGUGCCACUGAUGAAGUCAAACAUUACAAAGUCAACGAGCUUUGCAGUGAUGAAUUGAACAAGUGGAGAACUUUGGUGAACCAGAACCCGUCAAAUUUUAUCAAGAUGUGCAAGGAGUUGGAGGUGCUGCCCAACAUCUGGGCCCUCCACGAGUGGGCCAACUGGAUGACCCCUGAGGGACAAUAUGGCGUGAAAAGGUUUGACACGGCUUUCUUCAUGUGCUGCCUCGAGGAGAGACCAAAUGCACUCCAAGACCAAAAGGAAAUUCAACACUUACAGUGGUCAACGCCCUUGGAAGUCCUGCGGAGCUUCCGGGCUCGCGAUUUGUGGAUUCCUCCCCCGCAGUUCUACGAGCUGAGUCGCAUGUGGCGCUUCCCCUCGCUGAGCAACCUCAACACGUUUGCCAGGCGACGCGGCGCCGACGGCUGCGAGCGGUGGCUACCUGUUAUCUUCCUCCAGGACGACAGCUACAUAUCAGUGCUGCCAGGAGACCAGCUGUAUCCAUCUAGCAGUUCAGAAACAACUAAGGUGGAAACAAAUGGGGAGAAUCAAGAAGGUUCUAAAUCUGCACUACAUCGCUUCUUGAUCUCAGACCCGUACAGUCCAGAACUGCAGGUCAACAUCAUGCCCAAGUACAACCACACGCUGCCUCUUAUUGGACCAGUGGACUCCACAACGCUUGCGUGAACACAGUAGGAACAAAUCACAAACACGGACACUCAGAGGGAAAACACACCAAGUUUUGUGGGCGUACUCACAGGAAGCUGUUUGAGUUGUGCCAGACUUUGAAAACGAUUCCCCCUCUCAUCACUGCCCUCGGCUUCGUCCCAUUUAGGCGUGCCUUGUAUUGGUUAUGCAACACUGGAUUUCAAGUUUCUGAAUUUUGCCGAUUAUUUCUUAUCGUUGAUACCACAGUGCAAUGAGUCAGUUAUCAUUCAGAAUUUUCAAGGAACCAGCAAACACUCGCUAUUUGCGAUACAAUAGGGUGGGCCAUAAAUUACCAUGUGCAGGAAAAAAUCAUCGUUGGACAACUGUUUUUAUCUGAAACAUUUAAAAUGGUACAUUUUCAUGUGUAUGACCUACCCUAUACUAUCCUAAAUUUUACUGUACGGUGCUUUCCUCUGCCAAGAAGAUUCAGUUUUCAUCUGCGCUUGUUUGUGAGUUGCCUGUAUUUCGACACUGCGAGUGUUUCCAUUUGACCUUUUCCCCUCAUUGAAAUCUCAAUUUAAUAAUAACAUUUCAUUCAUAUGCAGGAAAUGGGGACAUUUGUUGGUGUUGAGGCAAGUAUGAAAUUCUUAAGUAUAAUAUUGUGGAAGCUUCAAAAACUGCAACUCCAUUGUAGGGAUUCACCACAUAGAGUGAAAUAUUUUCUUUUUUUCAUUAUAACGUUCAUUAUUAUUCAUUUUACUACUAACGAAAAACACAAAUUGCUACCCCUGAGCCUAUGUCAAGCAAUUGAUACUUACUAAACAAUCAAUGUUUAAUAAAGAGUAUAAUUUUUUAAUCUACUGAAAAUAAUUAAAAAUAAAAGAUUAUCAGACUUUCAUGCAGCCAAUAUUUAUUUCAGAAAAACUGUCUAUGUAUUUAUGUGCAAAAUGUAUUUGACUCUCAGCAUCCAAUCCAGCCUGAGAAUACAUCCUGUUCUGUGGGUAUUUAUUUGUAUUAAGUUGGGAUCUUGUAUUUUUUGUGCCAUUGUGAUUAUGGUAUUAAUACAAGAAGCACAAUUUAUAUUGUAUUUUAUGAAGGAAAAUCAAAACUAAUUGCAUUUACUGUGUGUAUGUAAAUGGAAAUAUACAGUAACAACACGUCGUGAUGCAUCACGAUAUUGUCAUCGUCGCGUGUGUGUGUGUGUGU